Cottoperca gobio is the source of this 5182-nucleotide messenger RNA. It is a transcript of the gene stim2b, whose product is annotated as stromal interaction molecule 2b. Gene Ontology annotation, molecular function: calcium channel regulator activity; protein binding; calcium ion binding. The record is from RefSeq and is a predicted model, not a curated record. NCBI's taxonomy places the organism in Eukaryota, Metazoa, Chordata, Actinopteri, Perciformes, Bovichtidae. Gene Ontology annotation, cellular component: plasma membrane; endoplasmic reticulum. Gene Ontology annotation, biological process: store-operated calcium entry; intracellular calcium ion homeostasis; activation of store-operated calcium channel activity.
GUAGCAUGAGAUUAAUGCACCUCUAAAAAAAACAAAAACAAAUCCCUCCGCUCAUGCAUCGCACGCGGCAGUAGUCGUGGCCAAAUCCAAACCCCUCUUUUUGCAUACUGACUUCCGCCCCGCUCGUGCUUUCCCUCCCUCUGCAUCGGCCGGCGAGCAGCUGAUAUGACAGGAGGAUACAGUAUCACACUGAGCCGUGAAAAGCUGACUUAAAAACUUCAUUUAGAAAGUAGGCGGAUGUCGCACGCGGUUGAUAUAGGUCGGAUACGGAUUAGGGGAAACGGACGAAGAAGUAGCGAAUGUAUUUUUUGAUGCGAUGGGAUUUGCUACUUUCGUGUGAAGAGGCGGACCUAUGAGACGCUGCGAGUUCAAUAUGCUGAAGCUGUCCCCGGUGUUUGUAUACUGUACGUGGAAGUACAGAGACUAUUUUCUUCAAACUCACAGGUUUACGUAAAAGGAUUUUUUAUACAGCACUUGAUAAUAUUUAAAGCUGCCGGAUAUCCUCGGUAGAAAAGUACCAAAAACUACCAAUUUGGUGUGUUUUUGUUUUGGACAGGGAAUUCCUUCAGAGGCUUGCAUGUGCUUUGCUUUUUUUUUGUGUGUGUGUGUUAGCUAAUAUAUCUUUUUUUUAAUUCAUACAAUUAGACAUGGGGGACUGGCUUGUCGUUGCUCACAGCAGUCACCCCUCUGAAACAGCCAUUAAACCCAUUGGAGACUAUUAGUCUUAUUUGGGGGGGGGGGGGGGGUCUAAUUUCAAAGUCGGUGACCCACGAUGAACUAUUAUCUUGUAGGUUAUUUUUUACGGUUUUGUUACAGCUAUGACUGCUCCUGUUUUAGCUGUUAGCCGGUAGCAAACUGCGUUUUUUAUUUUAAUUUAAGUUGGUGCAUUUUCCAGGUGUCUCUUUUAAUUGUGACACCCCAUAUUUCUUCUGCUUAAAAAGACUGUUUUUUUUUUUUUUUUUUUUUUUUGGGACUGGCUAUUGCUCUGCUUUCCAGUCUGACAUUUUUUUUCGGGAUUGCCCCAGUCAUCCCCACUCCCAGUCCCACGGAUUUUUUUCCCUUACCUCAUUUUUCAACCAUGAGUUACAUCCACAAGGUAUUGAAUGUAUUUCUACGGGGGCUCGUCAUCUAUGCGGUACUGGGCUUGGAGUGCACUUACUCGAAUGAUCUACCCAGCCACUCGUCUGAUGCUGCAAAUGUAGCCACCACAGACCCCUGUCUCAUAGUGAUGCCGCCAUGCAUAGGCGACACGGACCGCUUCAGUCUGGAGGCGCUGCGGCACAUCCACAAACAGCUGGACGACGACAAUGACGGGGGAAUAGAGGUCAACGAGAGCGUGGAGUUUAUAAUAGAAGACAUGAAGCAGCAGCAUACCAACAAACACAGCAACCUGCACCGUGAAGACCAGCACAUCACCGUGGAGGAGCUGUGGAAGGGCUGGAAGACCUCCGAAGUCCACAACUGGACCGUGGAUCACACGGUGCAGUGGCUUCACGAGUCUGUGGAGCUGCCGCAGUACGAGAGGAACUUCCGGGAAUCCGGGGUGACGGGUAACACUUUGCCUCGAAUAGCGGCAAAUGAACCGUCGUUUAUGUCGAUGCAGCUGAAGAUAUUAGACCAGCGGCAUAAACAAAAACUAAACCUAAAGGCACUAGAUGCAGUGCUUUUUGGCCCUCCGCUCCGUCCGCAACAUAACUGGUUGAAAGACUUUGUCCUGAUGGUUUCCAUAGUGAUUGGAGUCGGGGGCUGCUGGUUCGCCUAUGUGCAGAACAAGUCGAGCAAGGUGCACAUCUCUCAGAUGAUGAAGGAUCUGGAGAGCCUGCAGAAUGCUGAGCAAAGCCUCAUGGACCUGCAGAGCCGGCUUGAAAAGGCGCAGGAGGAGAACCGCACGGUGGCCGUGGAGAAGCAGAACCUCGAGCAGAAGAUGAGGGACGAGAUCAACGGCGCCAAAACGGAGGCUCACCGGCUCCGAGAGCUGCGAGAGGGCGCUGAAUGCGAACUCAGCCGCCUCAAAUACGCCGAGGAAGAGUUAGUACAGGUGCGAAAGGCCCUGAAGCGAGCGGAGAAGGAGAUGCAGUCGGAGCGGUCGGUGCCCGAAGCGCUGCAGAAGUGGCUCCAGCUCACGCACGAGGUGGAGGUUCAAUACUACAACAUCAAGAAACAGAAUGCAGAGUUCCAGCUGUGCGUCGCCAAAGACGAGGCAGAGAAAAUAAAGAAGAAAAGAGGUUCUGUGUUUGGAACCCUUCAUGUAGCCCACAGUUCAUCACUGGAUGAGGUGGACCACAAGAUACUAGAAGCAAAGAAAGCCCUGUCAGAGGUGACGGCGUGCCUGAGGGAGCGGCUGCACCGCUGGCAGCAGAUCGAGAAGCUUUGCAACUUCCCCGUCGUCAAUAACUCGGGGCUGCCGAGCCUGACGGCGAGCCUCUACUCCGACCACAGCUGGGUGAUGAUGCCGCGAGUCUCGGUGCCUCCCUACCCCAUCGCGGGAGGAGUGGACGACCUGGACGAGGACACGCCUCCCAUCAUUCCGCAGUUCACAACGGCCACGUUGAUCCGGCCCUCGCUGACCCGCAGCAGCAGCAGCCUGUGUCGUUCCCGCCGGAGCCUGCUGAGCUCUCCACAGUCCUCGCUGAUGUCCCCAGACCCCGACCUGCUCUCCAUGGCCAGCUCGUCCCUCUCCUAUCGACCCGAGGCAGACGACGAACAUAUCAUGUUCAGCUCGGAUAGGAGGGGGUAUGUAGCGGUGGCCGGGACGCCGAGGAACGGUUUUACAGUUUGGACUCACAGGGAUCCGGCUCAGGAGUGUGGCUCCGACACAGACUCUCUCAACUCUUCAAUGGGCCGCAAGCAGCUGCACAACCACUGCACACCGGGCUCGGACACCCCGUACCGCAAGAUCUCCCGUGAGGAGCUGCUGCUGUUCAGCCAGAGAGAGAGUAUGGAGCUUCCCGUGUCCUCCUCUACCACCAGCAGCAGUCUCAGGGACUCCACACCUCCUCCUCUGCCUCCGACUCCAGCAACCACCCCGUCCGGCCCGCCCUCCACCUCGCCUUCCCCGGCCUUGGAGCACCACCCAUUUGCACACAGAGGCUCGCCCGACCUCACCCGCAUCAUACCCGAGUCCCAAAGUGCAACCUUCUCACAGGGGAACGUCACCUCUCCAACGGGCAAGGGCAUGUACAACGGCAUCCUGGAGAAGUCCUACAGCUACAGCCAGCUGCCCGCGAGCAUGCUGCCCAACGUGGGGCGGUACCCGUCUCUCACCUCCCUGGACUCGGAGGGCCAGAGCGUGGGAAGGGAAUACAAGCUCCAGAGCACCUCCUCCCAGGACUCCAGCGACAAUGGAGAGAAAAUCAAGCGCUCCUCGUCUAAAAUCAAAAGCUUAUUUAAGAAGAAAAAAUAAAACUUGCAGAGGGAUAUAGUGUGUGUGUGUGAAGAGAGAAAACAAAUAUAAAGAGUUGUUUUAGCCCUAAUAAAAAAAAAAAAAUGGACAUCACUGUAAGCUAAAACAUCGUUUCCUCUCGUAAAUUCUUCUUUUUGUCGUCAAAGAUGGAAUGUAGCUCAGUCUGGGUGCCUUUAAACGCCUCAGAUUGGUAGCCUUAUUUUUCAAUAAUGCCUUUUUAAUUUAGUUCACUCAUCGCCUCACGAGGGAAACCUGCAAAGGAGAAGUCAAUGAAAGGUCAAAGGUCACGGUAGUUGUUAUCCAGACAGCCAAAAGAAAAAAAACACGACCUGUUCACUGUCUUCUAUUCAUUUUUGGUUUGAACCAAAAAGUCACUAGGUGUGAGGGGUCUAAAGGUGUGAGGGGUCUAAAGGUGCAGUCCAUAAGUGUGUAUUGUGUUGCUGUUCCUACUGAAAGCAUUUAAAUCGCACUUUCAGCGGUGACGGCAUCACGUGCGUAUCACAUCAUUAAAACCACAAUUUUGAUCAUUUCUCUCUGAAGUCUCCUCCCCCUCCCCCUCCCCCUCCCCCGUUCAAAUCAUGGAUUGCAUCUUACGAAGUGUUUGAGUCCUAAACUCAAGUACUUGAUUAAUUUCCUCUGGGGAAGCAAAAUCCUGCUAAAGGUUUGUUGCACUACUGCUUUCCUGGUAUUUUUGGGAAAGAGCCGCUGCUUUGCGGAGUACAUAUUGAAUAAAAAAAAUAUAGAGAUGAGAGGAACUCAUGAGCAGUGGCAGUGGAGAGUACGUAGAGCCAAAUGAUCUGACGCUUCUUCAAUGCCACUGCUUAUGGAUGUCUCAAUAUAUAUAAAUAUAUAUAUAUAUACUUUGUUUUCACAUGAUUAAGUUCUUAUAGAUGUUUUUAAAUAGAUUUAUAUUGGUGGGGGUUCCUACUGUAUGAACUGAUCUUUUACUGAAGAAAGUUUAUUGAAUAUGCAGAUUUAACCCGCACCAGUCAUUUCCCCUGUUGUCUAGCUGUCCCUUAUUACUUGAUUAACCGUGUGCUGUAGCCAUACCAUUUACAUUCUUUGUCCACCCUGUCAAAUUUGGUAUCACUUCCCGGAUGUUAGGUCAAAUUGUCUGCGCAAAUAAUUAUUUUUGUGGUCGGAGUGCCAUAUUCAUACCGCAUUCAACGAUACACGAGUGCCAGGAAGUGACAAUGUGGCUUUACUAUCUUUGUUUCCAGAAAAAAAAAAAAAGACAAACACUAAGGAUUAUCUGUUCAAUAAUGGAACUAUUUGAUCCAGAUCCAGAUCCAGAUCCCCCCCCCCCACCACCACCACCACACACUAAGCUCGAAGCCGACCCAUGCAAUACGUUCCCGUUCCUCACCUCUGGGCCCGCACCGAGCGCACUGAUGUCAAGAGCUCCUGCUUCACACUGUGAUUUCUGCCUUCUUCCCCCUUCAUCAUCCUGGACCUGGCUGUCACUGCUGCAGUUUUAACAAGAUGGGGGGUCACGUGCCAACCGUGACACGAUGAAUGAAAUGUCAGGGGGUGAUGUCGUGCACGGGCUGUGUCUGGGUGACGCGAGGAUCCAGAGGCCUGGGUUUUUAGAGAAAAAGGAAAAGAAUAUAUAUUUAGGAGGUCGUGGCAAUGCAGCACACAAUGAAGGAAAUGGAAGACGGCGCUGCGAGACGAGGAUAUAUGAAUGUUUACCAGACAUUAGGGUUUUUUUGAGAACAUUUUGUGUGUGAAUAUUUGUAUACUGUAGAAGAAUUAAUAAAAAAAAAUGGAGGCAUUGGA